Necator americanus (New World hookworm) is the source of this 930-nucleotide messenger RNA. RefSeq lists its product as uncharacterized. The transcript is spliced from 11 exons. NCBI's taxonomy places the organism in Eukaryota, Metazoa, Nematoda, Chromadorea, Rhabditida, Ancylostomatidae. The coding region runs from base 1 to 930 and encodes 309 amino acids. The record is from RefSeq and is a predicted model, not a curated record.
AUGGAAUAUCGGGCUCCGACUGAUUUAGUUACUUAUUCCCAGAAGAGCACGAACACGCUCCACAUUACGUCGAAGUUCACGCUGAUCAGGCCAGAGGUAAUGGAACUUGCACAGCUUUACUAUGAUCCAUAUGACAAAAGAAGUGCGAUAACCAUCUGCGAUGCAAAUGUAGCUACAUAUCUCGCUGGCAGACACAAUAUUCUUCAUAUUUGCUUUCUGAAGGAUCUUCAACAAGUUCCUAUUAUGGGCCUUGCUUCGUACUCUUACAGAGACAUAUGGGAUGUUGAUAUUUCAAGCCUGGAGAAUUACUAUGCACCUUUCAACUUUGGCAACCAUCGUCUUCCUAAAUCUUUGGAAAGUGGUGGGGUUAGUCGAGGCGAUACCGUUCAAGUUGAAUUCCAAUUCCGUUCCAAUGAGCUCUAUGUGAGAAUAGGAAAGAAUAGAAGUGACUGGACACGUUGGCUCUGCUCUAAUUUUGAUGAUUCUAUAAAGAUAUCAUUUGUUGUAGAGUCACCGAAGGAAAAUUUUGUCAUCAUAAGAGAUGAUCUCUACCUUGAUUAUUUGAUGAACGGUCCGCCCCGGAACCUUCGACACUGUGGCAUUUGUGGCUAUGACAGAGACAGGAUCGUUAUUGCUCAAUGUGGUCACUAUUUGUGCACUAAAUGCUGGAAGGGAUGGUUUGAAACGAAAACGGAUAUGCUGUGUUGUGUAUGUAACAAAAGGAUUGAACGUCAUAUUAUCGCCAAGUUCCGCGACAGUCCAUGCCCUAUUGAUCAUUGUCGAUCUGGAGAUACCGAACAUGAUUAUGUUCUCGUCCCCUGUGGGUGCGUUGUACGAUGCGUGAUCGAAUAUGAGGGGAAGGCUACGAAAUGUCCCUAUGAGCCAUGCAAUAAACCGGUUGAAGAAAAAUGGAUCCUGUACGAACAUUGA